Messenger RNA from Cygnus atratus (black swan), 3835 nucleotides. RefSeq names its product cullin 4A (gene CUL4A). NCBI's taxonomy places the organism in Eukaryota, Metazoa, Chordata, Aves, Anseriformes, Anatidae. Gene Ontology annotation, biological process: ubiquitin-dependent protein catabolic process; DNA damage response; protein ubiquitination. Gene Ontology annotation, cellular component: Cul4A-RING E3 ubiquitin ligase complex. Gene Ontology annotation, molecular function: ubiquitin protein ligase binding. The transcript has 20 exons. The coding region runs from base 60 to 2348 and encodes 762 amino acids. The record is from RefSeq and is a predicted model, not a curated record.
CAGGCGGCCCAGCCCAGCCCAGCGCCUUGCCCCGGCCGGACACGGCGCCCGGGGCGGAGAUGGCGGACGAGCCGCAGAAGAAGCCGCACUUGUCGGCCCUGGUGGGGCACACUAACGGGCUCACCAAGCCCGCCUCGCUCGCCGCCACCACCGCCGGCAGCCGGGCGGGAGGCGCCGCCGCCCCGUCCAAGAAACUGGUCAUCAAGAACUUCAGAGAAAGGCCCAAGCUGCCCGAUAACUACACGCAGGACACCUGGCAGAAACUUCACGACGCCGUGGGAGCGAUCCAGAGCAGCGUUUCCAUCAAGUACAACCUCGAGGAGCUCUACCAGGCUGUUGAAAAUCUCUGUUCUUACAAAGUCUCUGCUACACUGUACAAACAGCUGCGACAAGUCUGUGAAGAUCAUGUGAAAGCACAAAUUCUUCAGUGUUGUACAGAUUCUCUGGAUAGUCUUUUAUUUUUAAAGAAGAUAAAUAAAUGCUGGCAAGAUCAUUGCAGACAAAUGAUCAUGAUCAGAAGCAUUUUCUUAUUUCUGGAUCGCACAUACGUACUGCAGAAUUCAAUGCUUCCUUCUAUAUGGGAUAUGGGGCUAGAGUUAUUUAGAAACCAUGUCAUUAGUGAUAAGCAAGUUCAGAACAAGACUAUUGAUGGAAUCCUUCUGCUGAUUGAACGAGAGCGAAGUGGUGAAGCUGUGGACAGAAGUUUGCUGCGAAGUUUGUUGAGCAUGCUGUCUGAUCUGCAGGUUUACAAGGAAUCCUUUGAACAGAGGUUUCUGGAAGAGACAAAUUGUUUAUAUGCUGCAGAGGGCCAAAGAUUAAUGCAAGAAAGAGAGGUUCCAGAAUAUCUUCACCAUGUUAAUAAACGUUUAGAAGAAGAAGGAGACAGAGUGAUAACAUACUUAGACCACAGCACACAGAAACCACUGAUAGCUUGUGUGGAGAAACAGCUACUAGGAGAACACUUAACAGCUAUCUUGCAAAAAGGACUUGAUAACCUGCUUGAUGAAAACAGAAUAUCAGACUUGACCCAGACGUACCAGCUGUUCAGCCGGGUAAAAGGGGGGCAGCAGAUCCUUUUGCAACAUUGGAGUGAAUACAUCAAGAACUUUGGGACAACAAUAGUGGUUAAUCCUGAAAAGGACAAGGAUAUGGUGCAAGAGCUACUAGAUUUUAAGGAUAAAGUGGACCAUAUCAUAGAAGUGUGCUUUCAGAAAAAUGAAAAAUUUAUAAACUUGAUGAAGGAGUCCUUUGAAACAUUUAUCAACAAGAGACCAAAUAAGCCUGCAGAAUUGAUAGCAAAAUAUGUGGAUUCCAAGUUAAGAGCUGGUAAUAAAGAAGCGACAGAUGAAGAGUUGGAAAGAAUCCUUGACAAAAUCAUGAUCAUAUUUAGAUUUAUUCAUGGUAAAGAUGUGUUUGAGGCAUUCUAUAAGAAGGACUUGGCCAAAAGACUGCUGGUUGGAAAAAGUGCAUCAGUAGAUGCUGAGAAGUCCAUGUUGUCAAAGCUUAAACAUGAAUGUGGGGCUGCUUUUACCAGCAAACUGGAGGGCAUGUUCAAGGACAUGGAACUGUCAAAAGAUGUCAUGGUUCAGUUUAAGCAGUAUAUGCAGAACCAAAGUGACCCAGGAAAUAUAGACCUGACAGUAAAUAUAUUAACUAUGGGAUAUUGGCCAACUUAUACACCCAUGGAAGUCCACUUAAAUUCAGAGAUGAUAAAGCUUCAAGAGGUGUUUAAAACCUUUUAUCUAGGAAAACACAGUGGUCGAAAGCUUCAGUGGCAGACCACUCUAGGGCAUGCUGUCCUGAAGGCGGAAUUUAAGGAAGGAAAGAAAGAAUUUCAAGUAUCGCUCUUUCAGACAUUAGUGCUGCUUAUGUUCAAUGAAGGAGAUGAAUUCAGUUUUGAAGAAAUUAAAAUGGCCACAGGUAUAGAGGACAGUGAAUUAAGAAGAACCUUGCAGUCUUUAGCUUGUGGGAAAGCGCGAGUAUUGAUUAAAAAUCCAAAGGGCAAGGACGUUGAAGAUGGAGACAAAUUCAUCUUUAAUGGUGAUUUCAAGCAUAAGUUGUUUAGAAUAAAGAUCAAUCAAAUCCAGAUGAAAGAAACAGUCGAGGAACAGGUUAGCACAACUGAAAGAGUAUUCCAAGACAGACAAUAUCAGAUUGAUGCUGCUAUUGUACGAAUAAUGAAGAUGAGAAAGACUCUCGGUCAUAAUCUUCUUGUUUCUGAAUUGUAUAAUCAACUGAAAUUUCCAGUGAAGCCUGGAGACUUGAAAAAGAGGAUCGAGUCUCUCAUUGACAGGGACUAUAUGGAGAGAGACAAAGACAACCCCAAUCAGUACCACUAUGUUGCAUAACAGAGAGGAAAUACUUUUAUUUAAAAAAAAAAAAAAUACAAAUUAAAAAAAAAAUCCAAAUAUAUCUUCAGGACACCGAAUACCUAUGCUGUUCCAGACUUUAUUUUUUAGCAGAUUUCAGGUUGAUGUAUAUUAUUCAACCAGCUGCAUGCACUGCUGUGGACAAGAAGCAAAAUGAUAUGUUAACUGAUCAUCCUUGUCAAGACUCCUUACUAAUUUUAAAUGUCGCAUUUUUAUUUCUUUCGGUUGUUUGUUUGUUCUUUUGGGUUCUUCUCAGUUUAUUUUUACAGUUUUGCUUAAAAUUGUCAUCGAAGUUGGUUGGAAAGGUAAAAUCACCUGUGUAAGAAAUACUUCUGUGAUGGAUGCAAGUCUGUUUUUUUUCCCUUCUGUGUUCCUGACUGCAUCCAUAAAGACCCUAUAUGCUGCAUUCUUUAGCUACAGUGACAACUUGGGUAACUUUUUAAAAACCCUUAAUUGAUGAACAUUUAUGUACAAACAGUGUUGUUGAAAUACACUGAAUUUUUGAAAUUAUGCGCCAUGAAAACUCUCGACCUUGCGUUCGUUUAAUUUUCUUUCAAAUGAGUAUGAACUUCAGUCUGGUUUGGAUAAAUCAGGUUUUGAAGUGAGAUCCUUUAUGUGCCAAGAGGACAACUGCGUUCAUGUGUGUAGUGAAUUGUUGGGUUAUUUAGCUAAAAUAUGGAUUAUUAUUUUAUUACUACUUCUGAUGGGUUGGGUGGCAAGGAUUAGAUUUGAGUCAGAGGCCCUACCUCAUUUUAGGGCAACUGGUUUUUAUCACUGUUGAUGUACCUGCCGUAACGUUUAGUUUUGCCUUUAAAAUCACAGACAGGGAAACUAAUGUACAGCGUGCUCCACUUUAAGAGUCGAGAACUUUUUUUAAAAAUAGACUUUUAUGGUCUUGAUGUUGUGAAAGCAUAGUUUUUUGUCUUGAAAGACUAAGGAUUUUGUGAGUACUUUGUUACAUAUUGUAUAUAUGUAAGUUGAUUUGAACUAAAGAAGGAAAGACAUUGUAACUAUAAAGAAGAUACCUUUUGUGGUAAUACUUACAAGAUGCUGUUUAUUUUCGGGAUUUGCAUACUGGCGUGUUUCAUUCUGAAAAAGAGCUACCAAAGGAGUUUUGAUCGUGGCGAAAAUGAGAAUUAUAACAGCAAUAUUUUCUGAGAGAUACCUUACUAAAUUUAUGUAACAUGGGUUUUGUGCAUCAGUUGAAAUGCCACCAUGUCUUCUUAAAGUAAACAUUGCAAAGAGUUGACAUCUUGCAGAUUUACAUAAAGUCCUUGUUCUGUCAUCUGGUGUCAUUAAUUGUAUUGCAUUCUUCUGAAUUAUUUUUGUUCCCUUUGUGUUUAGAAACUAAAAACAUCUAGUUUAUUGUAUUUAAAGCAUAUUUAAUGUUGUAAUUUAAUGUACUUAUUUUAAUAUUUGAAUCCAGUUAAUUCAAAUAAAAUCUUUGAUGCAUAUUAAAUUCCUUA